Molecule: messenger RNA, 273 nt
Organism: Durusdinium trenchii
Lineage: Eukaryota; Dinophyceae; Suessiales; Symbiodiniaceae
Source: the annotation of a GenBank genome assembly
AUGUCCUGGUGGCAGGACGGCAAAAAGAAGAAGAAAGACAAAAAAAAGAAGGAGAAGAAAGAAAAGCAGGAAAGCGAAGCAUCAGCUGAAGGACCUGCCGAGCCAGACCAGGUUGAGGUCUGGCAGGAAUCCUUUGAGACGAUGCCCUCUGUCGGUACGUGGCUCAUGUCCUUCACCGAGGAGGACCUCCUACGACCAACGACAGUGGACGCUGGGCUCAUAUGGACCUUCCAGACAGGACCGAAGAGGAUCAACGGUGUUGAUACAGGUUGA